Molecule: messenger RNA, 2886 nt
Organism: Temnothorax curvispinosus
Lineage: Eukaryota; Metazoa; Arthropoda; Insecta; Hymenoptera; Formicidae
Exons: 5
Coding region: 1-2886 (961 amino acids)
Biological process (GO): DNA integration
Molecular function (GO): nucleic acid binding
Source: RefSeq, a predicted model, not a curated record
AUGUCGUUAGAAGGGGAUCCCGGAAAGGGAUGGAAGAAAUUCAAGGCAAACUUUGAGCUUUUCUCGGUAGCCUCAGGAUUAGACGCGAAGACCACUAAGAUUCAGGCGGCAGCGUUGCUACAUUGUAUUGGAGAAGAUGUUCGUGAAAUAGUCGAGACGAUUGUCAUGACGGAUGCCGAAAAAACCGACAUCACAGCAGCAGAGCAAGCAGAUCUACAGAUAAAACAACUUUGCGAGGGAACUAUGAAGCUGGAUGUUCAUGGAGUCAAACAACAAUCAAAUGAGACAAAAAAGGCAGGGAAGAAGACCAAGCCAAACGUGAAUCAGGGCGUCAGGCAUAAGAAGAGAGGCGGAAUGCAGACCAACGGACAACGUGACUACAGAGAGGCAUCACAGCAGCGGAACGACUGUCACCGAUGUGGCUAUAAACACGGUUAUAAAUGCCCAGCGUGGGGCAAAACUUGUAUGAAAUAUUAUCAAGCAGUAGUUAUUCCGUGUCGAAGAGUUCCAUUUCAAUUAUUACCAAAGUUAGAAAAAGAACUUCAAAGAAUGGUUCAAGAUAAGAUUAUUGUGAAGGUUACAGAAGCAACUGAAUUUGUAAACCCAAUCGUUUUAGUUAGAAAAGAAAAUGGAGAUUUAAGAAUAUGCUUAGACCCUCAAAAUCUUAACGAAGCAAUACUACGAGAACAUUUCGUAAUUCCGACAUUCGAAGAGCUCACGCGUGACAUGUCAGGAUUUAAGAUUUUUAGUACAUUAGAUGCAAAUAAGGGUUUCUGGCAAAUAGAGCUAUCGGAAAACUCGUCAAAGUUAACAACGUUUGCGACCCCUUUCGGAAGGUACAAAUUUUUAAGAAUGCCGUUCGGUCCGUCAAAUGCCCCAGAGAUAUUUCAACGAACCUUUACUGAUAUUUUCGGAGAUAUUGAAGGUGUUGAAGUUUACUUUGAUGAUGUAAUAAUUCACGCGAAAAAUGAACAAGAGCACGAUGAUAUCUUGCAAAAAGUUUUCAGAAGAGCGAGGAAAUACGGAGUUAAGUUUAAUUUAAGUAAAUGUAAGUUUAAGAAAAAACAAGUUAGAUAUGUGGGACACAUAUUCUGCGAAAACGGUAUUAGUAUUGACGAGGAAAAAAUUGAAGCAAUUAAAAGAAUUCCGGAACCAACUAAUGCGAAGGAGUUAAGUCGCUUCUUAGGGAUGGUAACAGCGCUAACAAAAAAAGAUCAGUUAUGGUCGUGGUUGCCACUACAUAGAAAUGAAUUUGAAGUACUCAAACAGAAACUGAUGGAAGCGCCGGUUUUGAGAUACUUUGACAAAGAUAAACAGAUAGUACUUUCAGUAGAUAGCUCUAAAGAUGGCAUGGGAGCAGUAAUUCUGCAAGAAAAUAAACCGAUAGCCUACGCGUCAAAAUCAUUAACGUUAAACCAACAAAAUUAUGCGCAAAUAGAGAAGGAGCUUUUAGCAAUAGUUUUUGGUUGUCAGAGGUUCCACCAGUUUUUGUUUGGCAAAGAAUUUAUAGUAGAAACUGACCAUAAACCACUCGAAGCGAUUUUCGAAAAACCACUAGAUAAAUGUCCGCUGCGAUUACAAAGAUUAAGAAUUAGUCUGCAAAAUUAUUCCUUUGUGGUUAAAUAUAAACCGGGAUCGCAAUUGUAUCUUGCAGAUACACUAUCUCGUGCGCAUUAUAAUGAUGAAAAUUUUGAUGUAAUUGAAUCGGCGGUAGAGGCACAAGUAGAUUUGAUAAACUAUGUUAGUAUUACGUCAAAGAAAUUUGAAAUAAUUAGAGAAGAGACUAGUAAAGAUCCAGAAUUGAAAGAAUUAAUAAAAAUCAUAAAAGAAGGGUGGCCAAAACAGAAAAGUGAAGUAGAUCUUUUAAUUAGGCCGUAUUGGAUAAUUCGAGACGAGCUCGUUAUUAUAAAAGAUGUAUUGUGUAGAGGUGACAGAGUCGUAAUCCCAAAAAUUUUGCGAGCGGAUAUUCUAAACUGGUUACAUUAUAAUCAUAUGGGCAUUGAGAAAACUCUUUUAAGAGCGCAAGAAACUGUCUAUUGGCCUUUUAUAGGUAAAGAAAUUACGGACGUAAUCAAUAGUUGCCCAGCUUGUUUAAAAUACCAAAAUAGCAAUCAAAAAGAGUCGUUAAUAAACAGGGAAACCGCUGAUCGUCCUUGGAGUAGUGUUGCAGUAGAUUUAUUUCAUUUUGAUGAGAAAGAAUACCUAUUACUAGUAGACAUGUACUCACGAUAUCCAGAAGUAGUUUGUCUAAAUCAGAAUACUACUCACGACCGAGUCAUCUCAGCUGUAAAAUCAAUUUUUGCGAGGCAUGGUAAGCCAGAUAUAUUAUAUUCGGAUAACGGCCCUCAGUUUGUAAACAAUGCGUUUCAAAGGUUUCUUGAAGAGUGGGAAAUUACACAACAAACGAGCUCGCCUAGAUAUCCACAAUCGAAUGGUUUUAUAGAACGACACGUUCAAACGAUAAAAAGAAUUAAAAAAAAAACGUUAUAUGAUAAGCGAGAUAUGUACUUAACAUUACUUGAAUACCGUAAUACACCGAUAAGUAAAACAAUUCCAUCACCAGCGCAAAUUCUGUUUGGAAGAAGAUUAAAGGGUCAUGUACCAGUAAGGGAGGAGCUGUUAAACCCGUGUAGAGAUAAGACUAGAAUUAUAAGAGAGACCAAUAACCAAGAGGUGCAAUACCAUAGCGAUGAUAAUAAUAAAGAAAAUACAAAUAAUGUAACGGAGAUAGGAGACUCAAGUGUUAGGGUGCCGUCCCAUGGCGCGUAUUGCGAUACGCGCGUAUCGGGCGUAUCGAAGUCUGCGGCCAAUCACAGACGAUCCGCCGAUUUUGGUACGCCGAAAUUUGCUCCUAAACGUCCCAUGGAGCGGAUUUCAUCAGAUUAA